GUACCUCAAUCGCCUUAAAAGAAUGGUGAAAAAUAAGGCUCGCGUAGAAGGUUCCAUAGCCAAUGUGUAUUUAGUCCGAGAGGCGUCGUACUUCUGUUCUCAUUACUUUGAAGAACACGUUUACACGCGAGCAAGAAAUGUGCCUCGUAAUGACCCCGAAUCACGAGAAGGUGUUGAUGUUACAAAUCAAGAUAUUUUUGACAUAUUUCAAACUCCAGGACGUGUACAAGGGAAAAUGCGUAAGAGGCAACUAACUGCAGAGGAGCUAAAAGCCGCACACCAUUACGUACUCUUCAAUUGUCCAGAGAUUGAUCCUUAUAUUACGUUGUGCGCAAAUGAAAUUAAAGAGUCUACACCACAGAUUAGUGAAGAAUCCCUGUUGAAACGUGUGGAAGAGACGUUCGCAAGUUGGUUCGAAAAACAU
This is a messenger RNA of Cuscuta campestris, 424 nucleotides long. The record is from the annotation of a GenBank genome assembly. NCBI's taxonomy places the organism in Eukaryota, Viridiplantae, Streptophyta, Magnoliopsida, Solanales, Convolvulaceae.